Schistosoma bovis is the source of this 990-nucleotide messenger RNA. The record is from the annotation of a GenBank genome assembly. Lineage: Eukaryota; Metazoa; Platyhelminthes; Trematoda; Strigeidida; Schistosomatidae.
AUGGAUACUACAAAUAAUUCAGACAAACAUUCAAUAAUCCCAUCAUCAUCAUCCUCAACAACAGCAACACCAUCAUCAUCAUCUUAUACAUCUAAUCAACAUAAAAUUAAACGAUUAAAAAUCUUACAAGAAAUUGAAGAUCGUAAAUUUCAAUUAAAUUAUAAUCGUUUAAUGAAAGAACAAAAUAAAAUCUGUAAACAACUUGAUAUACAACGUUUACAAUUUACUAGAAGAUUUUCUGAAACAAAUUUUAAUUUAUCAUUAGAUGAAUUACCAUGUAAAUUAUUAAAAAAUGAUAAUAUCAUAUUAGAUUUUAAAAAAUUUAAACAACAACCACCACAACAACAACCAUCACCACAGCAACAACAUUCUAUAACAAUUAAUGAUCAUGUACAUUCAUAUUAUGAUUUGAAUUCACAAGAUAAUAUUCAUGAUAAUGAUCAUUUAAAUCAACCAUUUUGGUUAAGAUUACGUUCAUUAGGUGUACCAUCUGAUGAAGAUACAUUAUUAGCUGCAUUAACAUGUAAAAAUAUGAAUAUUGAUAAUAAAUUAGAAUCUAAUCAUAAUGAAGAUGAUGUAUUUGAAUCAAAUUGUAAAUUAUCAAUCAUAAAUAAUCAAUUAACAAGAAGAAUUUCAAGAAAUAUAGAAAAACAACGUUCUUCAAGUGUAACCGGAGCUGAUGAAAUAUUGAAAAAUGUAUUAACUGAUAAUAAUAAUAAUAAUAUAAAACGAAUUAAACGUUCAUUAAGUUUAGAAGAGAAAACACCGAAUUGGUUAGUAACAUUAAAUCAAAUGAAACGUGAUAAAUUAUCUCGUAUUAAUUCAAAUAAACAAGAAGAAAUAACAGCAUUAUUUAAAGGUAAUAAAUUCUAUGGUAAUAAUAAACGAUCAAAUGUACUUACUAUUAAAUAUCAACCACGUAAUGAUCGUCUUAUUAAAUCACAUAGACAUACUAUUGUUGGUAUAACACAUGAAUUUACACCAUUAUAA